This is a messenger RNA of Salvia miltiorrhiza (redroot sage), 1627 nucleotides long. RefSeq names its product protein ECERIFERUM 26-like. The record is from RefSeq and is a predicted model, not a curated record. The coding region runs from base 165 to 1460 and encodes 431 amino acids. Gene Ontology annotation, molecular function: acyltransferase activity, transferring groups other than amino-acyl groups. Lineage: Eukaryota; Viridiplantae; Streptophyta; Magnoliopsida; Lamiales; Lamiaceae. The transcript is spliced from 2 exons.
CCUAUAAAUUAGUAGAGCAAAAUUGAAUUAAAUGACACAUAAUCCCAACUACAAAUCAAUUGUGUAGGACACCAAGUGGCAACCAUCAACCUAUAUCAUUUCAAAACCAAACUGCUUUCCCCCUCACCAUUUUCUCAAAUUAACCCUAAAAAAAGAAAAAAAAAAUGAAAAAGAAAAUGGUGAGUUCUCCCACGUCGGAAGGCCUUAUCUACGACACAAAACUAUCCUCGGUGGGGCCGGCAUACGCGACCGAGCCGGAGCUGGUGUUCGAGCCCAGCAACUUGGACUUGGCCAUGAAGCUUCACUACCUAAGGGGAAUCUACUACUUUGAGAGGCAAGCAUUUGAGGGUUUGAGCAUCCUCGCCAUCAAGGAGCCCAUGUUCGAGUGGCUCAACAAGUAUCCGGUGACGUCGGGUCGGUUCCGGCGGGCCGAGUCGGGCCGGGCCUACAUAAAAUGCAACGACUGCGGCGUGAGGUUUGUGGAGGCCAAAUGUGAGAAAAGCCUCGAUGAGUGGUUGGAGAUGAGGGAUGCCUCUCUUGAGAAGCUCCUUGUUAACAACCAAAACAUUGGGCCCGAACUCGGAUUUUCACCCCUCAUUUUCAUUCAGUUAACCAAAUUCAAAUGCGGUGGUGUUGCUAUGGGCUUAAGCUGGGCCCACGUUCUCGGAGACGCGUUCUCUGCGGCAGAGUUCUUAAACAUGUUGGGCCGGGUUGUUGCUGGACAAGAUCUGGGCCGUCCAUUCGACUUGGCCCAAACUCUCACGAAGUCAAAUAUAUGUAACGACCCGCCAAAGGUUGCAGAUGAUCCGACCGCGGUCAAACGCGUCGAACCGGUUGGAGAUAAUUGGUUGACUCCCACAAAAUCCAAAUUAGAAGACUUCUCUUUUGAUGUUACCCCCACACAAUUGGGCCAUCUCCAAUCAAAAUUAGGCCCUAAAUUUGGCCCAUUUGAGACCAUCUCAACCAUCAUUUGGAAAUGCAUUGCCAAAAUGAGGGGCCAAGAUUCGGAGCCAAAUGUUGUGACAAUAUGCAAGAAAAGUGAAGUGGAGAACAAGAUUUAUGGCAUGUUGGGUAAUACACAAGUUGUGAGUGUGGUGAAGGCUGAUUUCCCGGUAGUGGAUGCCGAGCCUAGUGUGGUAGCUUCGUUGAUGAAAGAUGAGGCAUUUGAUAUGAGAGAGAAAAUCAAUGAAGCUAUGGAGAGAGAGAAUGGAGUGGUUGAUUACGUGAUUUAUGGUGCCAAUUUAACAUUUGUGAACCUUGAAGAGGCCAAAUUUUAUGAUUUUGAGUAUAGGGGGCAUAAGCCGGUCCGCGUGAGCUACCGGGUCGACGGAGUUGGCGAUCAAGGGGCGGUGUUGGUGCUUCCGGGGCCGGACGGAGGGAGGGUGGUGGUGGCAAUCUUGCCGGAGGAGGAGAUUGUUGGCCUCAAAGAAGAGUUGAAAAGGGAAGGGCUUAUUGCAUGAUCACUUGCAACUCCGAAUUAUCCGUCGCCCAAGCUACUAUAUAUAUAUUUUUUUUUUCAGUACUUCGCAAGGUAAUAAUGUAUAUGCAACACUAAUAUGUAUAAUGUGUGACGCACCUAUUAUUAAGUUUCGAGGUUUGUGGCUUUGCCAAUUUAUUAUCUUUUCUA